GCUUAGGUGGUGUAUAAAAGCAUCAAGUGUCAGUAUCCAACUAAAAGCAGCCAGGACAAAGUCUUCAGUAUCUGCACUGCUCUUGUUAGAAAUGGACAAAGCCUCUAACAACCUAAAUAUGUCCAGCGAAGCAGGACUUAUCACAAAUAAUGAGGAGCUGAAGAUUGUGAUGGUUGGAAAGACUGGAGUCGGAAAAAGUGCCAGCGCAAACUUGAUCCUGGGUCGAGAGGCGUUUGUGUCAAAGCUUUCUGCUAAAUCUAUGACUACAGAUUGUAAAAAGGUAAAAGGUUUGGUGAAUGGACAGAAGGUUGCUGUCAUUGACACCCCAGGUCUGUUUGACACCAGAAACGAUGAGAAGAAAACAAUCAAAGAUCUGAGUCAGUGCAUCUCCUAUGCGUCUCCUGGACCCCAUGUCUUCCUGGUGAUCAUCAGGUUGGCAAGAUUCACUGAUGAGGAAAAGAAGACAGUCGAGAAGAUUCAACAAGUCUUUGGUGAAGCUGCAGACCAGUACAGUAUGGUUCUCUUUACUGGUGGGGAUGAACUUACAGAACCCAUUGAAGAUUUCCUGGACGACUGUUCAGACCUUCAAGAACUUGUGGCCAGAUGUAACAACCAGUAUCAUGUCUUCAAUAACAAGAAUAAAGAUGAUCGCUCUCAGGUUGAUGAGCUGCUGCAGAAGAUCAGGAACAUAGUGGAGAAAAAUGGAGGAAGUCAUUACACCAACGAGAUGUUCCAAGAGGCCGAGAGAGCAAUAGAGGAGGAGAAACAACGUAUCCUGAAAGAGAAGGAAGAGGAAACACGCAGAAAACAAGAAGAAAUUAGGAAAAAAGUGGAAAAAGAAUAUGAGGAAAAGAUGAAAAUAAAAGGAGAGGAGAUGCAGAGGGCUAUUCAUGCAGAACAACAACGAAUAAGGAAAGAGGUGGAAAGGGAGGCCAGAAGAAGAGCUGAAAAAGGAAACUUUUGGGAUGAUAUCUGUCGUUUCGUCCGGAGGAUUUUCUAAAACGUAUAAAAGCAUUGAGGUUAAGUGUCAAAUGAUUUUGUAGCUCAACAG
Betta splendens (Siamese fighting fish) is the source of this 1051-nucleotide messenger RNA. Its product is annotated as GTPase IMAP family member 9-like. The record is from RefSeq and is a predicted model, not a curated record. NCBI's taxonomy places the organism in Eukaryota, Metazoa, Chordata, Actinopteri, Anabantiformes, Osphronemidae. The transcript has 2 exons. Gene Ontology annotation, molecular function: GTP binding. The coding region runs from base 92 to 1000 and encodes 302 amino acids.